Messenger RNA from Varroa destructor (honeybee mite), 2292 nucleotides. RefSeq lists its product as uncharacterized. NCBI's taxonomy places the organism in Eukaryota, Metazoa, Arthropoda, Arachnida, Mesostigmata, Varroidae. The record is from RefSeq and is a predicted model, not a curated record.
GCAACCUGAUAAAAUAACGUUAAGUGACAAAAUUAGUUAAAAUGUUCAAACACCACAGUAAAUAUCCUGCAUCGUUUUAUUGCCGAAGUACUUAGUUAAGUGUCAAUUUUGCAGAGGAAAGUGUCGGGCGCUCAUAAUCCAAAUACUCCUUGUGGUAGAAGGAUAGCUCUAUAAACUGCGCAGGAAAAGCAUAUUAAACAAUGGCAUCAUCAACAUCGCCGGCUCCAUCGUAUGCGAUGGUAUUUUCGCCGCCUCAGAAGAAAGAAUCUUGUCCGCCUCCUUCCGAAUUUCUUCUACUCAAACCGUUUUCAAAAGCACCGUCGCUCCAAAUGACACUGGCGCAGCCAGGAAUAUGCCGAACCACUUUACUAACUAUACAAAAUAUAGACAACAUUUCAAGUAGAAUUUAUUUCGAGAUUCCACCGGGAAAACCAUUAACCAUCCGGCCUGAGACUCUGGUUAUAAGUCCGCAAUCUAUAGAGAUUUUUGAGGUGACAGCUGUGGACCCGAAGGAAUCGUUUCGCGCUACCGUAAAAGUCUUCGCGCCUGACAUAAAAUUUUAUCGUGGCGGACAGGUAAAUGUUUCAGUGACAGUGAAGCAGCCGGUAGUUAAAGUUGAAAAAAAGAAACGUCCCAAGGUGGUCGCGCCAACCACGAAAUUUAAAGCAGUUACAGUUCCAACGGAAUUCAAGUUUCAGCCGUCUCGAGAAGAACGGAAAAAAGCCACUCAAACGAAAGAUUUGACUAUUAUUGCAGAUGACAAGAAGGGGUUGUCAGAAACGUCGACUAUAGAUCCGCCAGUCGUGCUGCGGCCGAUUGAUCAGACGUUCAACCUCGAUGAUAUUCGUAGACAAACCAAUCUUAUAAAAACAGCAAUUGAUGUAAAUCAGACCUAUAUGGUACCUCCUAAAACUGCCGACACUGAUCCGCGUGAUCCCGUGGCUUUCCUUCGCCAGUCAGUGAAUGCGGAAGGUUGUAAUGUACGCGCGGCCGUUUUCAAGUACCUUGAAUUUGCCAAAGCUCGAGGUAUAAGCGUGCCUCCGGCGUCGCAGGAACAAAAAAACUCAAUGAACAACAUGCUCCAAGAGUUACUGCCGGUUAUUCAAGAUGGUCGAAUAACCUUCGUUCUCCAGAAGCUAGCGCAAGUAAGAGCAAUUCAAGCUGAGCCUCAAAAAGAGCAGGAUAAACCACAACCUGAUGGUGUAGAAGACGGUAGAGAUAAAGAAAAUGCGCGGCCCAUUGACACGAAAAUUAUGCAGGUGCGCGGUAUGGAAAAUAGAUCACGUCGCUCAUCCAACCUUACGACAUCGUCACCUAAACACAAGCAAUCGACGGACGGUGCUUCAUUAACAAUGACGCAUUGCGUUGAUCUAGAUACGCCGGAGCGCCUCUCCGGGAUGUCACAACGAACUGUCGGAGAAAUGGUUUCGAAUUAUUUACCUGAGGGCGCCUCGCCUUUAGACUUGAUGGCGGUAGAUUCACCGGAUGUUAGCGCUAUUUAUCCCAUCGGCGGCGGAGGAAAUAAUGGGCCUCAAUCAGCACCGUCGGAAUAAUUCUACACAGCAUUUAAAGCCGCACUAGAUGCUAAUGCUAUCACUUAUCGUCAUUACAUUUUACACAUAUGUACACACAUGCGCAUAGACACAAACGAGUCUCAUUUGAAAAUAUUUCUUUUAUUGAGUAUUUUGCUAUGCAUGUGGUGAGUAGAAUAAAUCACAAAAAUUUACGAUACAAUGACUUAGUCAUAACAACGGCUAUGAAUUAUUGCACUCGGACAGGAAGAAAAUAAUUUAGUGUUUAAUGUGCCCUACGGAAUCACGUCGGAAUUUUUUUUCGUAAAUUGCAACCGUUCAUUAUAGACAGUAAUUACACGUUCUAGAUUAUAGGACAAUAAAAUCUAUUGUGAUGUUCAUGUGACUAGUAACUAGAAAAACAAGCACACGUACAAAACAACGGGAUUUCAGUGAAAACAUACGUGAAUGGAAUAUUUGGCAAAUACAUUUGUAGAGUUUUAUUGAAUUGCAACCUGUAUUGGAUGCAACUUUCAUUAUGGUAAAAUGGUUUUCUGAACAACGAUUUUAAUGAAGAGCGUUUCUAUUUUUACACACGAUAAUCCAAUAUUGUAUUCCCACUGAAAAAAUGAAUUUCAAGUGUAUCUUUAGAUACGACGAUCCUAGAGAUAAUAAUGGCUUGUGAAGUUUGCUGAGUCGUUCUUAAGUCGUUAGGCAUACUCGGCCUGCGUGAAUUGUAUACCAAAUUUGCAAAGUAAAUCUAUUCUAUUGUUGAACUGUA